UAUCGAUUCAUCCGCGAGUUUGCCGAUCCGAUCAGUGCGAGUGCACCUCAGGUGUACUACUCGGGGUAUGCAUUCACACCGAAAGGAACAACGAUCUACAAGACAUAUGCUGCCCAGCUCGAGGACAAGAUCCCGUUUUCGGUGACUGUCGGCGUAUCGCCCGUCUGGGAUAUGAGGGAAAUCAUCUUCCCUGGACCACAGCAAGAUCGUAUUUUUGCCUAUUCGUCUAACCUAAAGUGGGUUGUCACCAGCUCAAACGACACCAUCAAACUGUGGGAUAUGACGACAGGCGAGCUGAAACAGAUCCUCCAAGGAAAUCCAGAACAACUGAGAUGCGUGUCCAUCUCGCCAGACGGGAGCUGGAUCGCCUCUGGCUUGGUUGACUCUACGAUCAAGGUGUGGGAUACCGCCACUGGACGAAUAACGCAAUCCCUCAGGGGCCAUAACGGUGCACUCAGUGCUGUGAUCGUGACAUCCGAUGGUCGGUACAUCAUCUCCCAGGAUGAUCAUAAUGGCAGCAUAGUCUGGAUGAAGCGCAACAACGACUUUGUUCAAGUGUCUUUCACCAACCCUCCAUUUGAUUCGCGACUAUCGAAGCGCAUCUCUCGCGGGUGGAAGCACACGGAUAUGCGCCACUAUGCCGGAGAUAUCGAGUUCAACUAUGCGCCUGGAUGGAUUCGCCAGGGCAAAUAUAUCAUAAGCACUCCAAAACAACUCGUAUUUCGGAGUCUUGCCCCAGAAAUCAGUGCGUUCACACCCUCUGGUGGUCUGAUCAUCUGGAAAAAAUUUCAAUUGCCAACAAUGGUCAUCGAGUUCAACUUUGAUGAAAUCACAGCGCCGCAGCACACCAAAAUCAAACCAAAGAGAGCUAUCAGCUUUUGGUAACAUCCAAACCUGACCUUCAGCCCAAGCCUCCACGAGAUUGAUCCAUCAGUGCGCUUCAUAUAGGAGCGUUUCGAAUAUAAAUAUGUACUGCGGAUGAGUUCAGAUCCGCGAU
Polychytrium aggregatum is the source of this 997-nucleotide messenger RNA. RefSeq lists its product as uncharacterized. The transcript has 2 exons. Lineage: Eukaryota; Fungi; Chytridiomycota; Chytridiomycetes; Polychytriales. The coding region runs from base 172 to 885 and encodes 237 amino acids. The record is from RefSeq and is a predicted model, not a curated record. Gene Ontology annotation, molecular function: protein binding.